This is a messenger RNA of Acanthoscelides obtectus, 733 nucleotides long. The record is from the annotation of a GenBank genome assembly. Lineage: Eukaryota; Metazoa; Arthropoda; Insecta; Coleoptera; Chrysomelidae.
AUUGUGGAAGAAUAAGCAACGCAAUGAAUUUUCUACGAAGAAAGUAGGACGUGUGAAGAGAACGCUCAGCUCAGCAAGUGCCCACGAUGAAAAAAGCAAAAGAGGCUGCAUUGAUGAAGUUGCAAGCUGAGUGGCAGGCGUUGAGUGAAAAAGCGAUAGGUGUAAAGCAGUUAUCGAAAAAAAUAAAUAACAUGAAAACAAAAAUCAAAAAGAAAACAGAUAUAAAUAAAACUGGCAACAAACAAAUAAAGUUGAAGUCAUGGGAACAGGCAUUUUGGAGGUUAAUGGAUGGCGACAGAAACCCGAACUUGAGCAAAAUACCAAGUGCUGUGCAAGUUGGCGUGCCACCACCAACGCAGACUGCUGUUUCGGUAGAAGGUAUCUCCUCGGAAUCUCACUCAUCUGUUAUGGUUGUAGAGACCGCAACCAGCUCGCUGUCAAAGAAAAAGAAAAAAGCUUGUCUUCCAGAGACAUCGGAAAUACAAAACCCAUCAACGGCUGAAUUACAGAGAUUAGUUUUGUUAGAACAAUUGGAAGUCUUAAGGUUAAAGAAAAGAAAAUUGAUGAGAGGGUUAGAAGAGAAUGAGCAUGAGGAGGAGUUAGUUACAGAACAUGAUAACGUGUAUACAUAGUUAUAAACUACCUUACCGUACUUUCAGAGUGCGAUAUUUAUGAUAAAAUAUUCGUUCUUCAUUGGUAAAUGUACACAAAAUUUGUAUUCCUUCUCUCAGAU